Molecule: messenger RNA, 1559 nt
Organism: Chara braunii
Lineage: Eukaryota; Viridiplantae; Streptophyta; Charophyceae; Charales; Characeae
Source: the annotation of a GenBank genome assembly
GGCUACGUUUUGCAUCAUGGCUGCUCCUUAACUCAGGAACUGUUACAAUUGUGGAUUGCCAGGUCAUUUUUCGAGAGAAUGUACUCAACCGCGACGGGCGCCAUUGACUGGGGCGAAUACGACUCCUCGUAUGUGGCUCCUGCUCCGGUAGCGGUCUCGGCACCGGCUGCUGCUCCAGCGUAUGCGGCGGGAAACUAUGGCCAGCGGACGGGCUACUGGAGGCAGACCUUGGACCGCUGUGCGGCCUUUGUUGACGAAGCAAGGGCUAAGGAAGCUAAUCAGAAGGAGGAAGAGGAGAACGAAAAGAAGAAGAAGGAGGCGCAAAAGGAGAGGGAGGAAUUUGAGGCCAGGGUUGGAGAUAGGCUAGAGAGUAGACUGGCGGUGAUGUAUGGUACUGCAGUGACCGGAGGAAAGAAGGUGGUCACGAUAGCGGAAUCGAGCGGUAAAGACAAGCAAGCGGAGGAAUUGCAGAGGUUGCAAAAAGAGAACGAGGAAAUCAAGAAAAAAUUGGAGAAGGAAAGUGGUAGUAACGAAGGUCUAAUUGAUAGACUGAUUCGUGAAAACGAGGAGCUGAGAAAGAAGGUGGGAUCGAUUCGGGACCCAUUGGAGGACGGCUUGGAUAAGCUUAUGAGGGAAAUGCAUGAACUACGUGAAGAAAGGAAGGCGGAUAAGGAGGUAUUYGUUGGURUGAAGUCGGAGAUYGRCUCGCUUAGAAAAGAAAAGCAACAAUSGAUGGAAGAGACACARAUGUGGAUGAAUGAGGCAUUGAGGCCGGGUAAUAAGAGAGGUACGAUAGCGAUUACAACGCCGGAAAGCAGUGUGAGAGAAAGGACAAGACAACGGGUGACGRAGCUCCCUGGGGACAUGCGAGAAGAGAUUCGGAGGAUGAAAGAUGCGGAAUACUGCAGUAUGCGUGAAGUGGAAGCAUUGAAGCAGAGAAAAACGGAUGYGGAGGCAAAAAAGGUGGAAGCGGAGAGCAAGAAGASGGAGGUUGAGGCAGAAGUUGCCAGACUUCGAGAACAGGUGGAGAGACUUAYGACCGAAGCGGCUGUACAGCUGACGGGAGGGACGGAUUUGAAAAGCAAGAUGGAUGCCGUGGCUGCAAGCGUYCAGAAGUCGGGAAGGCGAGGCAGGCCAAAGGCGUUGGMAGAAAGGACGCCAAGGAAAGAUAGUGGCGCUGGUGGAGAGAAUGAUCGCUUUGUCUUUCUGYRGGAAGAAAARAAGAAGUUGCAUGYUUUGAAAAAAUYCGSACUUGAAAAGAUAUGUUUGRAAGAAGGGAUUGACUAUAAGACUAUUGAACAGACGGCUGAUGAGCUGGCARAGAUAAGGGCUGUUGCGCGCUUCRGAAAGAAGCUUGGMGAGACUUCGAAUCCGGCAAAGGAAGUAGAGACUAAAGAUGACAAGGAGUCUGCGGUUGACAAAGGUAAAGGAGAAGUUGGUGUGGAGGUAGAGGAUGUGCCGUCAGAUUCGGCUUGAGGGGACUUCCCGGACGCGACAGAGUUGUGGAGGAUAGUCAAUCGAUAUAAGACUGCCGAUGUAAAUCAAUGGAAGAAGGGAAC